Molecule: messenger RNA, 1272 nt
Organism: Drechmeria coniospora
Lineage: Eukaryota; Fungi; Ascomycota; Sordariomycetes; Hypocreales; Ophiocordycipitaceae
Exons: 1
Coding region: 1-1272 (423 amino acids)
Biological process (GO): maturation of SSU-rRNA from tricistronic rRNA transcript (SSU-rRNA, 5.8S rRNA, LSU-rRNA)
Cellular component (GO): small-subunit processome; Pwp2p-containing subcomplex of 90S preribosome
Molecular function (GO): protein binding; snoRNA binding
Source: RefSeq, a predicted model, not a curated record
AUGGCGGGCGUAACAGACAAGGCGCGGUUCUACCUCGAACGGUCCGUUCCGCAACUGCGGGAGUGGGAGGAAAAGGAAAUCUUCUCCAAGGUACGUCGUGUUCGGAUGUUCGGCCGUCACGGUCGUGUGGUGGGUGGUGCGAUGGCCCAAGCUGAGCCCUUUCCUCAGGAGGAGAUUCGGACAAUCGUGCAGAAGCGCAACGACUACGAGCACAAGGUCUUGUCCCCGGGAAACAAGCCAUCCGAAUGGUCCGCCUUUGCCAAGUGGGAACAGUCGCUCGAGGCGCUCAAGUCCAAGCGCUGCCGGCGGCUCAAGAUUCGUCACCUCGAAUCGGCGCAGGCAGGCCAGGGCCGUGUCCUGUCGAUAUACGAGAGGUCUGUCAACAGGCAUCCCGCCUGCCGCGAGCUGUGGUUCGAGUAUCUGGCCUACACGGCUAGCAUCAAGGCGACGAAGCGGUGGCGGAGGACCAUGACCAACGCGAUCCGCAUGAUGCCGACCGACGCCGACAUGUGGAUCAUGGCCGGCCGACGGUCCGCGCGCCACGGCGACAUGGCGGCGUCACGCAGCUUCUUCAUGCGGGGCUGCCGAUUCUGCAGCAAGGACUGCCGGCUAUGGGUCGAGUACGCCAAGUGCGAGAUGGAAUGGCUGGAGAAGGUGGACAAGCGAAAGGCGAAGGCGGGCAAGGCGGGCAAGGAUCCGCUGCGGCCCGACCGGGUCGAGGCCGACGACGAGCUGCGCAUCGUCGACAGCGACGACGACGACGACGACGACGGGAGGCUGCCGCAGCCGUCCAUGGCGCAGUCCAAGGUCAUCGACAAGCAGGAGGCCGAGCAGCUCAAGUCCAACCCCGCCAUGGACGGCGCGAUACCCAUGGCCAUCUUUGACAUAUCGCAAAAGCAGGCCUUUUACGGGCCAGAGGUCGCCGAGACCUUCUUCGUCAUGCUCGCCGGUUUCCGCGGCGUCUCGGUGCAGGCAAAGGUGUGUCAGCACGUUCUGGACAGCAUGGACGCGCACUUCCCCAACGACCCGGCCACCGGCAACUGCCACAUUCGACGGCCGAUCCUGGGUCUGAGCCCCUACACGGCCGAAUUCCCUCAGAACAUGCGCCAGGUCCUCGGACAGCUGGCGGAGAGGAUGGAGUCCACCACGGACAGGGCGGAGCUGGUGCGCAAGACGGUCGAGUGGAUAGACGAGUACCUGGCCUUGGACGACCUGGACGAGGGCAUUCGAGCUGUGCUGGAGCAUACAAAGUCGAAGGUGUCGGCUGCUUGA